Trichomonas vaginalis G3 is the source of this 252-nucleotide messenger RNA. RefSeq lists its product as uncharacterized. Lineage: Eukaryota; Parabasalia; Trichomonadida; Trichomonadidae. The coding region runs from base 1 to 252 and encodes 83 amino acids. The record is from RefSeq and is a predicted model, not a curated record. The transcript has a single exon.
AUGUUCACUACUCAGGUAGAUGAACCAAAUCUUCAGCUUUGCGCGAAUUUAAGAUUUUUCUUAAUUGGAGUUAUCCAUCCUAAAACUCCACAUAAAGGCCCCGACGUUUAUCCUGUGGAUGUUCCUGCAAUGGUGAAAUACACACAGAGAGUAGUUGAUGCCGUUAAUGCAAGACAUUGGACAACAAUGGAAGAUGUUGUUGUUCAUUUUCAUGAACCAAGUUACUUGAAUUCACCACCUCAUGAAUUUUAG